Molecule: messenger RNA, 2271 nt
Organism: Fopius arisanus
Lineage: Eukaryota; Metazoa; Arthropoda; Insecta; Hymenoptera; Braconidae
Exons: 6
Coding region: 572-2260 (562 amino acids)
Biological process (GO): potassium ion transmembrane transport; stabilization of membrane potential
Cellular component (GO): plasma membrane
Molecular function (GO): potassium ion leak channel activity; outward rectifier potassium channel activity
Source: RefSeq, a predicted model, not a curated record
UUCCCGCGCUUCACUCCAAUUAUCCACUGUUUUGCACAAUUUUUCACUCUCGUCCGGUGAAAUUCAAGUUGCCACCCCCCAUCCCACCCUCACCCCAACCCGACUAUUUCAAUUUACUUUCAUUGAGUUCUUCACGAUGAAGUACCCACCAGUGACGACUCCCCAGUUCCCAAUUUUCCAAAUUUAAAUUUAAUCUUCACCCCCUCAAGUUAAAAACUUCAAUUGAGACCUCAUGAUCGUCUUUUUUCCGUACAUAAAACUAAAAAAAUGGGGUGAAAACAGUUGGAUGUCUAGAAAUAUAUCAUUUCUUUUAGUUUUAUUUUGCCCGGAGAGCGAUGAGCGACGAGCGAUGAAUAUCAACGAAUAAAUCCAGAUUGUCUACAUGGAAUCACCGCCUGGAAUCACGUCAAAUUCCUCAAUUAAAUUAAUUUUAUCAUCAUCAUGUCAUCGGCGAUACACCAGUGCUCAUUACCCUGCCAAUCACAGACACCAACGAUUGAGAAUCAUGCCCGCCGGAUGACCAUUCCACUGGCAUUAAACACAUUAAUCUGAUCAAAAUAUUCAUGGAACAAUGCAAAUAAGCAACAGUGAUUACUAUCACAGAGGAACAAGAUCCUCGAUGGAUCGACGGACGAAUCAGCUGACUGGUGUAUCAUCGACAGUUACAAGUGUCACUGGGACCAAUACAACAAAUUGUAGCAAGGAUAAUUCCACCUUUAGGAUAUCGACAACUGUUAAAGCAUCGGAAUUGUGGUGUUGCUGUUGCAAUUGUGCUAAUGCUAGAAAUGCCAAAGCACCUGGCUUCCUGGCCUGUCUCGGUGUUUGUGUACUUGUUUUCGGAUAUACACUGCUCGGUGCAUUCGCUUUUAUGGCACUGGAAGGGGGAUUCAAAUCGGAUCCACCGACAGAUCUAGUCCGUCUGGCCUCAUCCCCCUCAAAAUCAUCAAAACCAUCGCUAAAUACAGCUGGCGACGAAACAAAUGGUGGCAUUGUGCAAAAUCCAGACGAUGAAGACUCUUCAGCCCGUGAAUUACGGGCUUACACGGUCGAGAGGCUGUGGAGUAUCACCGAGGAUCUGAAUGUGCUCUACAAAGAAAACUGGACGAGGCUUGCUGAGCGAGAGAUUCUUGAUUUUCAGGAGAAAAUGGCACGAACAAUCAGUCGUGAUAAAUCAAAAUACUCGAUGUACGGUGGUCCUGUUCAUAGGAACCCUCGGGGUCAUGACAGACGUAAUUUAAUAGUCGACAGACGCUGGACAUUUGGCAGCAGUUUACUCUACUCUUUGACCCUCAUCACGACCAUUGGUUACGGUAGCACUGCACCACGUACUGUUUGGGGACGUGUUAUCACGAUCGUCUAUGCACUAGCUGGUAUUCCACUCAUGCUCGUUUAUCUCAGCACAGUUGGUGAUGUUUUUGCCAGAACAUUUCGGGCUUUUUAUGGACGCAUGUGCCACAGGAGCAGCUGCCGAAAGACAAGGGCAAAGGGAAAAUUUCUUGUUUCACCACCUGCUAUGCCUGGAAUUAUUGAGAAGAGCUAUCAUAGGUAUGAUAAUCACAUUGAUACUGCUAAGUUGACGCCGGCAUUUUACUCCAAGGAGGCAAACUGCGAUGAACUUGGAGUUAGGGCUGGUGCUGCUAUUCUACUCGAUCGUGAGGCACUCGAGGGCAAUAUUUAUCUUCAUCCUGGUGGAUCCAGCACUGGCCUUCAGGAAGGGAACGUGGAAAAACGUCAUCUCCAUCCGUCCUCCCAGAUGUCCUUAAUGCCUUCGACAGUGGGCUACGGCACUGAUACAAUUUGUGUCGUUAGGAUACCAAUAAGUCUCUGUUUAUUGAUAAUUAUUGUGUACGUGUGCGCGGGUGCAUUGGUAUUCAAUCGCCUAGAAGGAUGGAGUCUUCUGGAGAGCAGUUACUUCUGCUUUACGAGCUUGGGUACCAUUGGCUUUGGUGAUCUAGUGCCGAUGGGAAGAAAUGCUACGACCAGAUUGCUCGAGGAGCUCAGCCUGUGCGCCUGCUCUGUGUAUAUUUUAUUUGGAAUGGGUCUAAUUGCCAUGUGCUUCAAUUUAAUGCAGGAAGAGGUUGUUAGGGUUGUCAGAGUGUUUGGAAGGACCUGUGGAAGUGCUGGAAUCGCUGCUAAUUCCAUUGGAGCUAAUGGUCUCAAAUCGGAUUUAUGUGAAGAUGGAAGUAUCACUGGCAUUACGGAUAACUGUCAUGAUCACGAGGAUGACGGCAUGGCGAUGUCAAUGGUAUCAGCCUCCUGACAGCAGCCAGC